Anopheles coustani is the source of this 1518-nucleotide messenger RNA. RefSeq names its product muscle-specific homeobox protein tinman (gene bap). Gene Ontology annotation, biological process: regulation of transcription by RNA polymerase II; cell differentiation. NCBI's taxonomy places the organism in Eukaryota, Metazoa, Arthropoda, Insecta, Diptera, Culicidae. The transcript has 3 exons. Gene Ontology annotation, cellular component: nucleus. Bases 1 to 1518 code for a protein of 505 amino acids. The record is from RefSeq and is a predicted model, not a curated record. Gene Ontology annotation, molecular function: RNA polymerase II cis-regulatory region sequence-specific DNA binding; DNA-binding transcription factor activity, RNA polymerase II-specific.
AUGAGUUUAACGGCAUCGACGGCAAAGUCGAUCGUUUCGACGCCGUUUUCCAUCAACGACAUUCUCACCAGAAGUCGACGAGCGGAGCGUCGUAGUUCGGGCGAGUCGUCUGGAAACGAGGACGAUCUGAAGCUGUUCUACCACCACCAUCACCACCAUCGUCAGCAUCCUCCACAUCCUCAUCAUCCCCAUCACCAUCUUCCUCCACACCCUCUUCACCAACACGGCCUCCGCCAUCAUCAUCAUCAUCAGCAGCAACAGCAUCACCUUCGACGGACCUCCGAAACUCCGUCCGCCUCGAGUCCACGCCGAAGCGCCGAGGAAGGAUUCUACGGAAAGCUGAACUUGGGAUAUUACAACAAUAACAACAACAACACCGCUGGUUGUGGCCCCAUCCAGGCCGGAUUUCCCAUCGGAUUGCGUCGAGGAUCGUUGGAUUGUUUCAUGGUGUCGCCGGAAUCGGGCCGAGGUGAUGGUGAAGGAGAAGGCUCGCUGCAACGCAGCUCCCCGAUGGAAGGAAGCCCGGAGGGAGCGGCAAGUGCGGCGGAUCGUAUCACCAACAUGCUGCUGGACGGCGGAAGUCGAAGCGACCCCAACGGAGCCACUUGUUACCGGUUCUCGAAGUCAACUCCGCAGCGCAACGAAAGUCCAAUCGAUAUGCGACGAUCGACGGAAAACGAUUCCGACGGUGACUCACCGUCACCUUUCGCGAAUGGCCUUUCGCUGCCCGGCCAAACGAACCCACCCCUGAUGGGGGGCGAGGAAAUGCCGUCCGCUCGGAAAAAGCGUUCCCGGGCCGCCUUCAGCCACGCGCAGGUGUUCGAACUCGAGCGUCGCUUCGCCCAACAGCGCUACCUCUCCGGUCCGGAGCGAGCCGAGCUGGCCAAGAACCUGCGGCUGACUGAGACGCAGGUGAAGAUCUGGUUCCAGAACCGGCGCUACAAAACCAAGCGAAAGCAGAUCCAACAGCACGAAGCAGCGCUCCUCAGCGCGACCAAGCGAGUUCCGGUGCAGGUGUUGGUGCGGGAGGACGGUUCCUACGGGCCGAUGUUGACCGCCGGGCAGCCACACUACGCCACCGGUCUCGAUCCGGCCCUACUCAACGUUUACCGCCAUCAGAUUCAAAUGGCGUACGGAAUGCCGGGAAUUCCGCCGAUGCCAUUCUCCUACUUCUACCCGUCGAAGAUCGCCACCGUCCCGAGCGGCCCACUAGCCCCGUCCGUCGUCCUUCCCACCACGUCCACCUCGGGCUCCUGCAAACCACCCACGUCCUCCCAGCACGGCCCCUCUCUUACGCACGGGCCGCUUAACUUUUCCACACGCAGCGAAAGCGACUCGGAAAAUCCGGCCGCUUCCUCCUCCGGGCGCCGGUCGCGAUCACCUUCGGAAAACUCGGGCCUAGGGUCGGAGGAGGGUCGCGGGCGGGCGGAGGUAGAGCGCGGAAGUGGCCACUGUAGUGUGCUAUCGUCGGCCGGCGAAGGUGACGAGGAUGAGUGUGAAAAUGUGGAAAUCGAUUGA